Messenger RNA from Sycon ciliatum, 2784 nucleotides. Its product is annotated as solute carrier family 22 member 15-like. The transcript has 9 exons. Bases 116 to 1687 code for a protein of 523 amino acids. NCBI's taxonomy places the organism in Eukaryota, Metazoa, Porifera, Calcarea, Leucosolenida, Sycettidae. The record is from RefSeq and is a predicted model, not a curated record. Gene Ontology annotation, molecular function: transmembrane transporter activity. Gene Ontology annotation, biological process: transmembrane transport. Gene Ontology annotation, cellular component: membrane.
UGCCCUUGUUCAGAAACUGAAAAACUCACAUUGAAACGUCAUGUCAACAUUUUGGUCUGCAUGUUUCUUGGCGAGUGUCGGAAACAGUUCUUAGGGUAAAGUCUAAAGAUACGGAAUGUCAGACUCGGAGUACCCUACACUACCGCUAGAACCGGCGUGCAAUGGCCAGGAGCUGAUCUCUACUGUCAACAAUCUAACGUCGUUGACCCGUCUGACGCGCUGCGUCGUCGCGAACACAUUGGGUGUUUGGAUCGUGGCGGGAAUUCAGUUCGGCUUGAACGGCGAGGUGUUCCUUGCUCGUCCCGCCGAGCACUGGACAUGUACGGCAGUGAUCGACAACGUGACGGAGACGUUGACCGACUCCAACUGUUCUAUCUGGAAUGAACACAUGUGCCAAGAUGUUGUUCAUACGCUACAUAACGAGCGAACAGUUGCGGCAAAGUACAAUUUGCUUUGUGACCAGGAAAAGCAACUCAAGCUUGCAGAGAUACUGUUCUCUAUGGGUUUGCUGGUUGGCGGGCUGGCAGCAGGAGUACUUGCGGACGUGUUUGGACGGCGUGUUUCCCUGCUUACGGGACUGACAUCACUCAUCGUAUCGGGCAUCUGGACGGUGCUCUCACCCAACUACUACAGCUUUGCAGCGUCACGAUUUCUUGCAGGCGCAGCCAGUCAUGUGCUACUGCUAGCUAGCAUUGUGCUGAGUAUCGAGUUCGUCCCGAUUCGGAUGCGCGCCAUUGUCACGCCAGCAUCAAACGGAGCCUUUGUUGUGGGCCUUUGCUUGCUAGCAUUAGUCGGUUAUCUGAUGCGUUCUAACUGGGUUCGCAUGGACAUCCUCACAUGGUGUCUGGCCAUCCCCUUUCUUAUUAUGACAUGGAUAUUACCCGAAUCGCCGCAGUGGCUCUACUCUCAGCGGCGUAAUGCCAAGCUUGCAGCCACAGUGGAGAAGAUCAUGCACUGGCCGUUCAGAGGCUCUACACACAGCUCUGCAACGGAUACUUUUCAGCUUGUCGAGAGGCAAGCGUUUGGAGGUGUUCACGAAGACUGCGAGGUUACCCACGAGCCAAAAGCAGCUAAAAAGGAAACCUGGAAAAUCGUGCGGCUAGUACGCAGUGAUCUCCGCUACCACAUCCUCAGUCUCUUCUUUAUCUGGCUUACGGCAUCUUCCAUAUAUUUCGGACUUUUGUUCACAAAGAACGGCCUGUCCAGUGACCUCUACGUCAACUUCUUCCUGAUCUCCCUGGCUGAGCUACCAUCUGGUAUCACGUCCAUGUUCUUGAACAGAAAGUUUAAUAGAAAGCCUGUGCUACUGGCCUGUGAAACAGCGACACUUCUAGCAUUGGUUAUCGUGGCCGUGAUCUUCUGGAAAUUCCCAGACGACACGACCGAGCAAACCGUGAAGCUGGUCUUUGCCAUGCUGCUCAAGUAUAUUGUGACGGUGGUGAUGGUGUCCUUGUUCUUGGUGUGUCCAGAGGUGUUCCCCACGGAUGUCAGAGCUCUGGCCGUGGCGAUUAUCACAACUGCAGGCAGUGGAGGGGCCUUCAUGACCCCUUUCCUGGAAAGAAUAGGAGUCACCCAGCCGGGCCUGAUCUACACAAUACAAUCCGGGAUGAUGUUGGUUUCCAUCGCGCUGACCACGCGGAUCCCGGAAACCAAGGAUCGAACACUAACAGGUGAUGGGGCCGUUUGACAUCAAUCUCACCUAUGUUGUAAGGCAAUUCAACCACUACGAACACCACCCCUCCACCAUGAUUCCAUGAGAAAGGUACAGGAGCUGGACAUCCACACCGACAUCGGAUGAUCGUUCCAGCGGCUCUACUGCUGGUUGGUGCGCGCAGAAGGGACGCUGCGAGCGUUCGUGUUUGUACAGACUUCACAUGUCUGAUGUUGCAGUCGCCUAAUGUGUAAUCUGUAACUUUGCCAUGUUGUACUCACACCCAGAUAUUCUCGGCAAAAAGGAUCUAGAGAGACUUUUAUGACAUUGCAGGCCUAUGAUUAUUAAUUUCAUGCCCAUAUCAAAUUUAAAAAAGAAUCAACACGCUCACGCGCGCACGCACACACACACACAAACACACACACACACGCGCGCGCGCGCGCACACACACACACACGCGCGCACACACACACACACCACACACACACACUCACACACACACACAUGCACACACACACGUGCACACACACACGUGCACACACACACACACACACAUGCACACACACACACACACACACACAAAACUGCAGUAUAUUAUGCUAUUCACCACCAUAGCUUUAUACAGCACGGUCACAGCUGCAGGCUUCCAACAUUCAAGGCAAAUGCAGAAUCUAUUUUUGCUGAUGGCCAUGCAUGAUUGGCCUGACGUUCUCAGUGGAGGCAACUAAUGACUGUAGAGUAAAGUGACUCGCCUCUCCUAGUACAGUAUUUGAUUUUGUACGGAGUCUUCUCCAUUUGUCUUUGUCCGAAUUCCGAUCUAGAAAUUUCCUAGAAAAGGAGAUCAGCCCCAAUACAAGUGGUCAAAGACCGAGUAUCCCGCUCACUGCAUCCAUGCUUUCCUCGUGCCAGGCCACGAGUUCCCUGUGGGUCGCAGCACGGCUGGAAAAGAAUCCUUCCGCUUCCAAGCAGGACUUGUACCAGGUACCCUCUGUUUCUCAAUCAUAGUCGUAGGCCAUCCCACUAUGCCUGCCUGGAUGAACAAUGAAAAACAAUGGAAAAUGAACAUUUCUUGCCUACUAAGUCCCCUCCCUGCCGGAAGUGCGCACUAUACUCAAGAUUUUAAGUCCGUGCGA